CAUAUUUCCAAAUUAUUAUCCCGGCCGGUAUUCUCAGUUUCGCACAGUCUCAUCAUCCGUAGCCUGCUGCACAAUGAGCGGGCCCUUCAAGCGUCGUUCGUCCCUCAAAGCCCUUCCUGCACUAGGUCCUGCGAUCAGGAGGACCUCCAUUAGGCGGCAAUCGUCAGUGGGGUUGCCCGGAAGGAUCACCAGCUCUUCGGCGCCUCAGGAAGUGCCAUGGGACGUCUUGGACAGGUGUCUGUUGCCGGUGGCUUUCUGCCAUGGGGCUGCGUUUACCCUGAGCACGGUGCUGAACGCACUGCAGAUCUCUCAAGUGACCACGUUUACGUUGUUCGUGAUAUUUACCAUAGUCGUACUAGGAUUAGUGUUUUUCUAUCAUAACUUGAAGAUAACGGCCGCCGGCAAAGCCGUCCUGAUUACCGGCUGCGAUUCCCGUGUGGGCAGCGCCCUCGCCCGCCACCUGGACGAACAAGGCUUCACGGUAUACGCCGGCUUCCAGGAAGCUGAAGACAACGCCCUCGCCGAAGAACUGAAGGAAAUCUGUUCGGCGCGCCUGCACAUCCUGCAGCUAGAUGUCACCAACGAGACGCAGAUAUUGGCCGCGUCGCUGAGCAUCGUGGAGAGUCUGCCAGAUGGCGCCUCUGGAUUGUGGGCAGUGGUGCACGCCGCAUCUUGGGUCGCUUUGGGGGAAAUUGAGUGGAUACCGCCACAGGUGAUCAAAAAAGCUACCGAAAUCAACUUCUUGGGACCCACAAGAGUGACACAAAUUAUGUUGCCCUUAGUGCGCAGAGCUAGAGGAAGGAUAGUGUACUUAACAUCAGGUCUUUGCAGAGUUGCGUCGCCAGUUAGAGGAAUCCAUUGUGGACUUUUAGCAGCCAUUGAGUCACAAGCUGAAUGUCUAAGACAAGAAUUGAGAUCUAGAAAUGUCAAUGUUGUCAUUGUGGCACCAGGCGAUAUAACUUCCGGCAACACCUGGAUUUCGGACGAGAUCAUCCUCAGUCAGGCCAAAGAUAUGUGGAGGCAACUAUGCCAGGAACAACGUUUGGAAUAUGGCGAAAAAUAUUUCGAGACGGCCAUCAGAAGCUUGGAGAAAUACUCAAAAAUACCGGAGGCUGACCUAGCACCAGUACUGAGAGCCCUCAAUGACGCAGUAAUCCGCACCUUCCCUCUAAUCAAGUACACCCCCGUGUCCAGGAAGGAGAAAAUCAAGUCAUUCAUCGCCGAACAUUGUCCAAGAGCCAUUUACGACAUUUUCUAUGCUUAAAAUUGGAUAAAUAUCGAACGAAACCUGAAUUUUUAUGGUGUCAAACACUUCGACCAUUUUUUUUCUAAAGGUAUUAAGUUUUUUUCAAAAUGAUUUUUUCGAUAUAUAUUUAGAUAUAAAUUUCUAUUUGAAAUAGAAGACAAUGCAAUCAAUCGACUUACAUAGAUAUCUAUAUACUAAAAUAAAUAUAAAAUAAACUUUAUAAAAAUAAUUGAAGUCAAAUAAGAAUACAAAAAAGAAUAUAUAAAUAUAAGAAAAUAAAAGAACCAAGCAAACGACCACUGUGUGAUGAUUUCACGACAGUAUCGUAUAAUCGAAAAACAAAACGGCGUAAAGUUCUCUUGGAAAUAACGAUCGAUAUAAUUAUACAUAUAAAAUGGCAGCGAUUUUCAUUUCGAAACCAACUCUGACGCCGUUUUUUUUUCGAUCAUAAGGACCUAAGAUGUUUUACUAUCAUCACAGUAUAUACAAUAUAAAGAUCUGGGAUUAUAUCCAAUAAUAUUUAUAAGAAACAACUUUUUAUGAAUAAUUUUGACAAUCAUAAUUCAAAGAUUGGGAUCAAAUAAAGAAGUUAAAAAUUGUAAAUAUCACAAAAGCUUUACUUAAAGAUUUUAUAUAGGUUUUAUUUAAUCUAAAAUCUCUGGUUAAACUUAAGCUCAUACUUCAUACUUCAGAAGUCUAUGCAUAUAUACAGGUUGUUAACUCGACAGUUACUUAUAGGGGAACAGAAUGGCAACACUGCCUAUUGAGAAUGCAUGCAUUAUUGAUUUUUCUGCCGACUCGUCCCAUCGCGUCGUCUAUCGACGAGCGGGCCGAGGUUGCCAUAUUUCAACCAUAAAGCUCUUGCCGCGAGUAAUGAACAAAUUAUCAACCUGUAUACGGUAUGAUGGACUCAAAAACGAUGUCGUAUUAAGGUGCGUAUUCAUUAUCCGAACGAACGAACGAACGAAUGAAAGUGCGGUAUAUUUAGACGGGGACCGAACGCAUGCGGCCGUUCGUUCGUUCGUUCGCUCGACCAUCCGUUU
Messenger RNA from Sitophilus oryzae (rice weevil), 2289 nucleotides. RefSeq names its product D-beta-hydroxybutyrate dehydrogenase, mitochondrial. The record is from RefSeq and is a predicted model, not a curated record. Lineage: Eukaryota; Metazoa; Arthropoda; Insecta; Coleoptera; Curculionidae. Bases 74 to 1264 code for a protein of 396 amino acids. The transcript has 5 exons.